Messenger RNA from Talpa occidentalis (Iberian mole), 2723 nucleotides. It is a transcript of the gene NR1H4, whose product is annotated as nuclear receptor subfamily 1 group H member 4. The coding region runs from base 484 to 1914 and encodes 476 amino acids. Gene Ontology annotation, biological process: cell differentiation; bile acid signaling pathway; negative regulation of transcription by RNA polymerase II. NCBI's taxonomy places the organism in Eukaryota, Metazoa, Chordata, Mammalia, Eulipotyphla, Talpidae. The record is from RefSeq and is a predicted model, not a curated record. Gene Ontology annotation, molecular function: RNA polymerase II cis-regulatory region sequence-specific DNA binding; nuclear receptor activity; bile acid binding. The transcript has 12 exons.
UUCCUCCUUGUGAUAAGGGCAGGGAAAGGAUCGUUAAUGACUAAUCUGUGUUCAGAAGGCACACAGCCAAGGAGGAGAUGCUCUGCUGGCCGGAAGGCCGCCCGUGAUCUUCCACGGCUUUUGCUGGAACUCCCUCCUCCUCCUCACCCCACUGUCUCCUGCCUCACCCCAAGGCAAAAGCAGAUUGUGAGCACUUGUGGCAAAAUCACUGAGAUUUGGAGAGGAGAGCAAGACACAGAAUCCUCCCUGGGCCCUGGAAGUUCGCGUCCACCUAAGACUAUCAGAGUGUUAAAGAAAUAAAGGCGUAACCAAAAUAUCAUCAUGUCUUACCCAGUCUCCAAAGUGCUAAAAUUUAAAUGAAAUCAUACAAGUGUUUUUCCAGAUAAAUUAGAGAAUACUCUUCUGAAAACGUGUAUCUGGGACAUCGGGUUUUUCUGUGAAGUCCACCAUAACAAAGGUGCAUUCUCAAAUAGAAAAGUUUGGAUGGGAUCCAAAAUGAAUCUCAUCGAGCACUCUCACUUACCUGGCAUGGACGAAUUCUCUCUUUCUGACAGUUUUUUUGGUGUGCUAACAGAACCGGCGGCAGGUCCUCUGGGACAGACUCUGGAAGUGGAAUCAUACUCCCAGUACAACAAUGUACAGUUUCCCCAAGUUCAACCACAGAUAUCUUCAUCAUCCUAUUAUUCCAACCUGGGUUUCUACCCGCAGCAGCAUGAAGAGUGGUACUCUCCCGGAAUAUAUGAACUCAGGCGAAUGCCAACUGAGACUCUCUACCAGGGAGAAAAUGAGGUAGCAGAGAUGCCUGUAGCAAAGAAGGCACGAAUGGGCACAUCAACAGGGAGAAUAAAAGGGGAUGAGCUGUGUGUUGUUUGUGGAGACAGAGCAUCUGGAUACCAUUACAAUGCACUGACAUGUGAAGGGUGCAAAGGUUUCUUCAGGAGAAGCAUUACCAAAAAUGCUGUGUACAAGUGCAAAAACGGGGGCAACUGUGUGAUGGACAUGUACAUGCGCAGAAAGUGCCAAGAGUGUCGGCUCAGGAAAUGCAAAGAGAUGGGAAUGUUGGCUGAAUGUAUGUAUACAGGCUUGUUAACUGAAAUUCAGUGUAAAUCUAAACGAUUGAGAAAAAAUGUGAAGCAGCAUGCAGAUCAGACCAUUAAUGAAGACAGCGAAGGACGUGACUUGAGACAAGUGACCUCCACAACUAAGUCAUGCAGGGAGAAAACUGAACUCACCCCAGAUCAACAGAAUCUUCUAUAUUAUAUUAUGGAUUCAUAUAGCAAACAGAGGAUGCCUCAAGAAAUAACAAAUAAAAUUUUAAAAGAAGAAUUCAGUGCAGAAGAAAAUUUUCUCAUUUUAACUGAAAUGGCUACCAGUCAUGUACAGAUUCUUGUAGAAUUCACAAAAAAACUGCCAGGAUUUCAAACAUUGGACCAUGAAGAUCAGAUUGCUUUGCUGAAAGGGUCUGCAGUUGAAGCUAUGUUCCUUCGUUCAGCUGAGAUUUUCAAUAAGAAACUUCCAGCUGGCCAUGCUGACCUAUUGGAAGAAAGAAUUAGAAAAAGUGGUAUCUCUGAUGAAUAUAUAACACCUAUGUUUAGUUUUUAUAAAAGUGUUGGAGAACUAAAAAUGACUCAAGAAGAGUAUGCUUUGCUUACAGCAAUUGUCAUCUUCUCUCCAGACAGACAAUACAUAAAAGACAGAGAAGCUGUAGAGAAGCUUCAGGAACCACUGCUUGAUGUGCUACAAAAGUUGUGCAAGAUUCAUCAGCCUGAAAACCCUCAACAUUUUGCCUGUCUCCUGGGUCGCCUGACUGAGUUGCGGACAUUUAAUCAUCACCAUGCAGAAAUGCUCAUGUCGUGGAGAGUGAACGACCACAAAUUUACCCCACUUCUCUGUGAAAUCUGGGAUGUUCAGUGAUGAGUAUCACGGAGCAGGGGCCAUCUCUUUAUUUUUCUCAUAUAAAUUUGAUGUAUAACUUUCCUUAGUUUCAUUUGUACCUGGCUUCACAGGGAAUUUUGAUGGAUAUUUAUGUAGUAAUUAUAUAACUUCCACAAUUGUAAAUAGGAGGCUAGAUAGAAUUACUUUCUCUAUAUUAUAUUUUAUAAAGCUUUAGGGAAUCUUUCAUUUUAAUUGGCAUGCCCUGUUUGCCAAGCUAAAUUGUUUGUUAUUUUAAUUCCAUCAAAGUUGGGAAAAUUUUGCUCUUCAUCUUACCUUAGUGUGUAUAUUUUAUUAAAGAGUUGUGUUCAAUUUUGGCAAUAAACCCAACAUAAAGGCAACAGGCUUUUCUUUGGGAACAAAAUUUGAAAAAUAUUCGAAUUCUUAUUCCUUUAAAUGAUGAAUGACAGCCUACUGAGCCCAAGGGGAUAAUUUACAGUAAAUAAAUUCUCACAACAUAAAAGACACUUUUCUCAUCCCUGGAGUAGCCUUGGUGAAUAUACAUUCAUUUGUAAAAGUCCUGUGAUGAUUUAAUUUUCUUUGGAGUGUGCAACUAGAAUAACAUAUAGAAAAGUUAAUGAUUCUCUCUAUAAAAUAUACCCUCAAGCAAUCCCUUUUCAUAAUUAGAGUCUGUAGAGUCUGUCUGGAAGUAGCUCUUACAAACUCAGAGUAUAAUAUAUAUAUAACUCCAGACUGAGAUAUUCCCCCUUAAAGAGAUUUCCUCUCUUAAAGCUGUUCACUGUUGGCAUCAGUGCAUAUAAUUAAUCUUUUUUUGUUGUUGUGUUUAGGGG